CUCGUUUAGAACAUCCAGAGUCCUGAAGAGAUGUCCUAGAAAAGUGUUCAGAUUGGACUUUUCCCUUCCUCCUUUGACUCUUGGAUAUUUGCAAAAUGUCCGGGUUUCAGGGACUUUCAGAGGUCCAGCAGCUGUCAGUGAGUACAGAAGAGAUCUCCUCUGAGCAGCAGGAGAGGAGCUCCAGUUUGAACCAAGAAAUAAGCAAGCCUCUGCAAAUUAAAGAGGAACCAGAGGAAGAAUGGAGCAGUCAGGAGGGAGAGCACCUUCAAGGGCCAGAGGAGGAUGAUAUUAUCAAGUUCACUUUUGUUCCUGUCCCUGUGAAGAGUGAAGAAGAGGAGGAGAAACCUCAAUACUCACAUCUUUAUCAAAGCCAAACUGAACAGAUGGAAACAGGAGCUGAUGGAGAGCACUGUAGUAGAGUAGAGGCUGCCAGGUCCUAUGAUCCAGAGAGAGAUUUACAACCAGAGACUGAGGUCAAGACUGAAUACUCAUCAGAUCCUGGGACUGAUGACAGCACUGACUGGAGGGAGGCAACAGAAAACCAGUCAUGUUCAAUCUCAGUGGGAAGAAUCCCCAAAGAGAGAGCAGAGACUGAGAAGAAAUUGCAUAUUUGCUCUGAGUGUUGUAAAAGAUUUACACACAAAAGCAAACUUAUAAAACAUAUGAGAAUUCACACUGGAGAGACACCCUUCAGCUGCUCUGAGUGUGGAAAGAGUUUUAAAUACAAAUCUUCCCUUGUACAACAUAUGAGAAUUCACACAGGAGAGAAACCCUUCAGCUGCACUGAGUGUGGCAAAAGAUUUAAACAAAAACAGUCCCUUAAAUCCCAUAUGAGAAUUCACUCAGGAGAGAAACCAAUUAGCUGCUCUGAGUGUGGUCGGAGAUUUAGAUAUGAAACUUCCCUUACAGUUCAUAUGAGAAUGCACACAGGAAACAAACCCUUCAACUGUUCUGAGUGUUGUAAAACAUUUACACACGAAAGUAAACUUAGAAAACAUAUGCUAAUUCACACAGGAGAGACGCCCUUUAGCUGCUCUGAGUGUGGAAAGAGAUUUAGAUAUAAAUGGUCCCUUACAACCCAUAUGAGAAUUCAUACAAGAGAGAAACCCAUCAGCAAAUCUGAGUGUAGAAAGAAAUGUAGUGGUGAAUCUUCCCUUACAGUUCAUGGUAGAAUUCACAAAGGAGAGAAAAACUUUAGCUGCACUGAUUGUGGAAAAAUAUUUAGGAGUGAAUCUUCCUUUACAGUUCAUAAGAGAAUUCACACAGGAGAGAAACCCUUCAGCUGCUCUGAGUGUGGCAAAAGAUUUACAUACAAAAGUAAACUUAAAAAACAUAAAAGAAUGCACACUGGAGAGACACCUUUCAGCUGCUCUGAAUGUCAAAAAAGAUUUAAAUACAAAUGGUCCCUUAAAGAACAUAUGAGAAUUCACACAGGAGAGAAACCCUUUAGCUGCUCUGAGUGUGGAAAAAGUUUUCCCCAAAAAUCACUUCUGACUAGACACAGCUCUGUUCAUACCAGAGAAAAACCUUUUAGCUGCUCUGAGUGUGGUCGGAGAUUUACACGAAAAUUUAGUUUGACAGAACACAUGAGGCUUCACACAGGAGAAAAACCUUUUGGCUGCUCUGAGUGUUGCAAACGAUUCAACCAUUGUUCUGAUUUGAACAGACACAGGGUUGUUCAUGCCAAAAAAACACCCCUCAGCUGUUCUGUGGUAGUCAGAGAUUUACCAUCAAACAAAGAUUAACUUUACACAAAAGAAUUCACCCAGUUGAUGGCUUUUUGAGUAUGAUCAAAAAUUGAACGAGAUUAGAUUUGACUAAAUGUGAAAAUUCAUAGUUUCAGAAUCAGCUGAGCUGCUUUGACUGUGACAAAGAAGCCCAGAUCCAAAGACAUUUACAUUGAGAAACUGAGACCAAUACUGAAGUCUUUUCUGAAUCUUAGACUGACAAUGUUGUCUACCCUCUAAAAAAUGUGAUUUUAUGUCAUACUACUGAGAGACCACUCUGAGUGUGAUGAUGAUUGUACUUUAUUUGCGUGUCAUGCACAAAAAGUGUCCAACCAUCAUGGGUUUGUAAGACAUUAGAAAUACAAUUCCAGUGUUUUACAAAAAGAUAAAUUCAUAACAAUUACGAAAGUUGCCUGAUCUUCUCCCAGCUCAGUAGUAAACAAUACAUUCUGCCUUUUCUCCCAGGCUUUGUAGAUAAAAUCUGCUGUAGCAAAAGUUCCUUUUCUGAAACAGAACUCAAUUUUUUCAUAGUCAUCAAACCAGAAAAAGUCAGAAUUAAUCAAGGACAUUUUCCUGAAAAUUAAAUCCCUUAAGUCAUCAUAAAUUGGAUGAAAAUGAAUCUCGUUCUCAGUUUUACCAGAGUUACAUAACAAACACACUGUCUCCCUCUGGAAUGGCAUUAAACCUGCCAGUCUCUAUGGCUAGAGGUAAAGUUCCUGAGCGCAACCGUCUACAUAAUGAUCUCUGUUUUCUUGUAUACACUACAAUACAUUAAUUUGAAAUUUUGUCUAGAAGAAGCACAAAACCAAACACAAAAAAACGUGCUGAGAUAAAAUAUUUCAUUUUAAUGCUGAUGAUUUCAGAAUGUGUUAUACUAUUUUUUGACUAAUAAUGUUUGUUGAAAUCUUUUGCGAUAAAAAGCACCUGCAAAUGACAAAACCUCCCCUUGGUCCUUCAGUCUUCACAUUAUUAGACCAACUUCUGCUCAGACACUGCAACAAUACCAGAUCCUAUAGUGUCAAAUAGAAAUGUGUUCCACAUCUACAUCAAAAUAAUGAAUUCCUUCUUUUGUAACGUAAACUGCUAGACUUUUAGAAACUGUGAGUGCGAAUAUGAUGAAACAAAUAGAAAAAGAUAACAUUUCAAUCCUUUAUAUUCAGAUGUCAUUUCUAAAUCAUGCUCUCCCUUUUCUGUUGUUAAAAAUGCAUGU
Messenger RNA from Cheilinus undulatus (humphead wrasse), 2937 nucleotides. RefSeq names its product gastrula zinc finger protein XlCGF57.1-like. Gene Ontology annotation, molecular function: RNA polymerase II cis-regulatory region sequence-specific DNA binding; DNA-binding transcription activator activity, RNA polymerase II-specific. Gene Ontology annotation, biological process: regulation of transcription by RNA polymerase II. The record is from RefSeq and is a predicted model, not a curated record. Gene Ontology annotation, cellular component: nucleus. The coding region runs from base 96 to 1745 and encodes 549 amino acids. NCBI's taxonomy places the organism in Eukaryota, Metazoa, Chordata, Actinopteri, Labriformes, Labridae. The transcript has 2 exons.